Neurospora crassa OR74A is the source of this 2421-nucleotide messenger RNA. RefSeq names its product RNA polymerase TFIIH complex subunit Ssl1. Gene Ontology annotation, biological process: nucleotide-excision repair; regulation of transcription by RNA polymerase II; DNA-templated transcription. The record is from RefSeq and is a predicted model, not a curated record. The transcript has 2 exons. Gene Ontology annotation, cellular component: transcription factor TFIIH holo complex; transcription factor TFIIH core complex. Gene Ontology annotation, molecular function: zinc ion binding. Lineage: Eukaryota; Fungi; Ascomycota; Sordariomycetes; Sordariales; Sordariaceae. The coding region runs from base 311 to 1720 and encodes 469 amino acids.
CUUGCAGUCCAGUAAACAUUUCCGGCUUCCACCACACACCACGAACCUUUGUUCAGCUUGUGCAUUCAACGUCGUCGCGUAUCCCCUUUUCUCCAUUCUUUCUUAUUUCUCUCCGGCACUUUUUCAGCGCGACAACCAGUACCCGGCCUCCCGAUCAACACCUACCAGGGAGUUGUCUACACGAACACGACUAAAGGCCCUGAUUAUCGAACUUCUGAACCUUCCACUCGUUUCGAAGUGACCCUCGAGCUUCUCCCACUAAGAGCGCCAGCUACUAUCCGUCAAACUAUCCCGACAAACAUACGCAAACAUGGCUGACUCGGACGGCGAGUACGCCUCCGACGAUGAGCUCAAGAGGCAUGGAAAGAGGACAGCGGACGGGCGCAGCAAGCAAACCAAGGCGUCAUGGGAAGAUGUUAAGCGCUCCUGGGAUACCGUCUUGGAAACAGCGGACAGCGGCCUCUCCAUCGCAGAGAUUCGGGAGGCCGAGAAGCGGCGUCGCCUUCUGCGCGACACGACACCUCUUCAGCGUGGAAUUAUCCGCCAUCUGAUGCUUGUGCUCGACAUGAGUUUCGCCAUGGCCGACAAAGAUCUGCUACCAAACCGUUACCGAGUCGUCCUAAAUAACGCCAUUGGCUUCGUACGCGAGUAUUUCGAGCAGAAUCCCAUCAGUCAGCUAGGCAUCGUGGGAAUGCGCGAUGGAAUUGCUGUGCGAAUAAGCGACCUGAGCGGGAAUCCGGCCGAGCACAUCGAAAAGUUGAUGCAAUGGAGCGAGCAACAAGACCCCCAAGGAAAUCCGAGUUUACAGAAUGCACUUCAAAUGUGCCGAGGUGCUCUAUAUCAAACGCCGUCACAUGCCACGCGCGAAAUACUGAUAAUCUACGGUGCCCUCGUCUCAAUCGAUCCGGGCGACAUACACGACACCAUCAACGACCUCGUAGCCGACCGCAUCCGCGUCUCGGUCGUUGGCCUCGCCGGCCAAGUCGCCAUCUGCAGCGAGCUUUGCAAGCGGACGAACAACCACGACGGCAACUACAGCGUCGCCGUAGACGAGGUGCACCUCAAGGAGCUCUUCUUCGCCGCCACCACUCCGCCCGUCACCCGCACGCCCGAGCAAAACACCGCCAGCCUGCUCAUGAUGGGCUUUCCCAGCCGCACGCUUGCUCCGAAAGACCAUGUCAGCUUCUGCGCCUGCCACGCGAAGCCCACGCGCGAGGGGUACACCUGUCCGCGCUGCGGAAUCAAAGUGUGCCGGCUGCCGAUCGACUGUCCGAUCUGCAAGCUGACGCUCAUCCAGAGCACGCACUUGGCGAGGUCGUACCAUCAUCUGUUCCCGCUCAAGGUGUUUGUGGAGGUUCCGUGGUCUCAGGCGUAUAAGUCGACGGCGUGCUACUCGUGCCUGACACCCUUUCCUGCUAGGCCAAGGGAUUCAGUGGCGGCAGCGCCAGCUGUGUUAGGAGGGAGAGCCGGAGCUAAAGGUAGCGGGAAACAACAGGACGGCGAGCAGAAAAAUCCAAAACCGGAACUCAAGGGUGUCAGCGAAAGCGGGCGGUAUGCUUGCCAGGUAUGCGGAAAUCAUUUUUGCAUAGACUGUGAUGUCUUUGCCCACGAGACUAUUCAUAAUUGUCCUGGGUGUCAGAGCGAUACGAGGGAUGUGGAGAAGGAUACGGCAGUAGCAGUACCAGACGGUGGCCCUACACCCAUGGUGAUGGAUUCCUAGAGUGAGGAGCAUGCUACAAAUGGCGGCAGAUGGAGGACAACAAUUAGCCGCUCCGCUUGAACGUUUCAGAUUCUUCGGGCGGAACCGAACCGGCCACUCUGGUUAAGAGCAUCGAUAGUAUGGUAUCGUGAACGAAAACGAUACGAUGACCCGAAACAGAGCAGUUUUAAGGGUAUGGCGAACAUAUCUGUUACAUGGAGGGGUUGGCGCUGCAAAGAACACGAAAAUAUACACGGCAUCACGAUCAAAAUAUACCCAGACGACUUGGCUAAGAAGAAAGUCCAAAGUGGAACUCCCAAAACCAAAGCUGUAAGGGACACCAGCCGAAUAACUAGAGACGACGGGGUCAUGGCUUCUUCAUGCUCUUUACCAACAAGGCAGUGCAAAGGGAUACUAGCGAAAGGGCUAAAGAAAUGACGGGAUCCAACAGAUGUGAAAUGGUCCUAUGAAUUCAAGAAGACGAUUCGUUGGGUGUGGCGCAUCUGUGAAGGAGAUGGGAGACGGAUAUGGUUAUGGAAGAAUGAUCAAGAAGACUCUUUGCGUAUCGGUAGAGUCCCUUGUGACGAGGGGAAAGAGAGGACGGGCACGCAACGAAUCAUAGAUGUGGAGUGAUACGGCAAUGUGAGAUUUUGAGACCAUACCAGCAUCAUCAAGUAGCGUACUAAAAUAGCUAAUCUUCAUAUGUCUACACGGUUCCGGUG